Molecule: messenger RNA, 536 nt
Organism: Colius striatus (speckled mousebird)
Lineage: Eukaryota; Metazoa; Chordata; Aves; Coliiformes; Coliidae
Gene: RPL27
Product: ribosomal protein L27
Exons: 5
Coding region: 83-493 (136 amino acids)
Biological process (GO): translation
Cellular component (GO): ribosome; cytosolic large ribosomal subunit
Molecular function (GO): structural constituent of ribosome
Source: RefSeq, a predicted model, not a curated record
AAGUGACGUGUCGGACGCAGUGAAAGGUCGGCGGAGCGCGCGCCGUUUCCUUUUUCCGGUGUGUCGGCCAUCGCGGAUAGAGAUGGGGAAGUUCAUGAAGCCGGGGAAGGUGGUGCUGGUGCUGGCCGGCCGCUACUCGGGCCGUAAGGCCGUCAUCGUGAAGAACAUCGACGAUGGCACCUCGGACCGGCCGUACAGCCACGCCUUGGUGGCGGGCAUCGACCGCUACCCGCGGAAGGUGACCGCGGCCAUGGGCAAGAAGAAGAUCGCCAAGAGGUCCAAGAUCAAGUCCUUCGUCAAAGUGUACAACUACAACCACUUGAUGCCCACUCGGUAUUCCGUCGAUAUCCCUCUGGACAAAACAGUGGUCAACAAGGACGUGUUCAGGGACCCUGCUCUGAAACGCAAAGCGAGACGUGAAGCCAAGGUGAAAUUUGAGGAAAGGUACAAGACAGGAAAGAAUAAGUGGUUCUUCCAGAAGCUGCGAUUCUGAAAGGUGUCACAAAGUCGCAUCAAUAAAUGUUUAUUAAAAACCA